ACGGAAGUACCAAGUUGUUCUUUAUACAAUAUGCAUGUAAUGGAUAUCUACUGUGUAACCGUUCUAGUACCCGAAUGGCAGCCCACCCGCCUUUAGCGCUACUCUACCCCUGACACAAGGCUAAGGCCAGCCAGCUUUCCAUGUCCAGCAACUCACGUAAGGUCGCAGGUGAAGGUUUAUGCAAGGUCUUCGGUAUCUCAUGUUCAUGCAUAGAGUGGAAAUCUAACGGUCUGACGAACAACUUCAAUCCGGCAAAUCAACUACGUCAAACAUUUAUGCCAAAUAUAUCCUGUUUAAUUCUUGAUGGCUCCGGUUUUGCCUAUCGCCGUCCGAUAGAGACAUCCAUAAUACUGCAAUACCUUGAAGCAUCUCGUGUUCCCCGUGUAUAGUGGAUAGUGGUCAACUGAUUGUCCCAUCUCUUCAUGCCGCCCACUCCGCCCAAAGGCUCCGAGCCGAAGCCUGGGUCACUUUCGAGUUCGAGUACUUUCCCUCGUCACCAUGCCUCGGAGUCGAACGAGUCUCGACCUCGUGUUCAACGCGCAAAUACCAUAGAGAAUACCACUCCACCGCAAGUUGCUGUUAUACAAGAUACCCCACCGGAGAGGCAGAAAAAGGGGAAGCUCGAUACGUUCGAGUCGGAAACAGCCGAUGAUGUAAUUGAGCCACCCCGGGCUUCCGUGGAUAUGGAUGAGAUACCAAUUGAACUGGUGAGCAAGACAGACAACUUCAUCGAUUCUCUUUCUGCCAAAGUCCAUCCAACGCCACCGAACAUUGAGAAGCUUUCUCGACUGUUUCAAGACUUCUACCAUGUCGCUGCUUCACAUAUACGGACCCAUAUAGAUAGCUUAGCUACCCGACAAAUCCGGGAAAUUUCCCCAACCCCUUCAAGUUAUUCAAGGGCCUCUGCAGCUAGUCUGCUAAGAUCCAAGGCAGCAUCUUUCAGUAAUAAGGACAAGACAAAAACAACGCCGACAAAAGAAGAGCAGCAAAUGCUCACGGCUGAAGAGUUUGCCGAUAGGAAACGAGCUAGGAAAGCGUUAGAGCAGAAAAGAAUUCUCCUCGAAGAGGCCGUUGAGAGGCGGCUUUGCGAAGGCAUAUAUGAUCGUAUAUAUCGCCAUAGAACUACCCAAGACGAAGCGCAGGACGAUAGUCUCAGAUCCAAAACGGCCGCGCUAGCUCUUGUAGGCAUUGGGCCUGUAGACCUGGGAGUUGAUCUCGGGACUCCUGCCGAGAACACCCCUGAAGCCCUCGCAGCACAAAAAGAAGAGAUUCGAGGGUACCUGGAACAGGCCCGGAAAGACCUAAUCUUGAUGCACGAGAAGAGGUAUCCUCUGGGCAAGCUAAACCACCUCAAAGCCGCUCAUAAGAGUAUCGUCGAUACGUUAUCUCAUUUUCAUCCUUCAUCAUCUGCCGAUGAGAUCAUGCCGAUGCUCAUCUAUACCUUAAUAACCAUGCCACCAGAGAAGCUCAAUGUAAUCAGUGAUUUGCAUUUCAUACAGAGAUUUCGAUGGGAAGAAAAGCUAGAAGGGGAAGCUGCAUAUUGCUUGACGAAUCUCGAGGCCGCAAUCACUUUCCUACAGACGGUAGAUCUUGCAAGUCUUAGAGCGGAUGAGGCAUCGUCGGGCCCCCUAAAACCUGAAAGUCGGCCUGACACGCCGAAGACAGAAACCUUUCCACCCGCUUACACUGCAGGUCUGUCCGUACCAGAGCCUAGCUCGGCUAGUACCAGUUCCGAGAACACCCAAGGCACAAAAUCAUUGCCACCGUCUACAGAUUUGCGAGCCGCCAUUCAACGUCGGCGGUUGAGCGACCUUAUCCAAACUCCCGCUCAGGCUCUAGGAACGGCAAGCGAUUCAUUAUUCAACACCGCCGACCAAGGCUUCAAGACUAUUGGAACUAGUUUGGGCGACAGCUACAAAUUUCUACUCGGCAAACUUCGAGAUAGUUCCGCCAGUGGCCGAGAGUUGGCAGUCCCGCGAACCUUAGAUGAGGCACGAAAACUCAUAGGUACUCCACCUCCAGAGGACGACGCAUCCGUGGAUGGCAGCAUUUCCGCUCCAGGAGGCGGCGAUGAUUCAAAAUCACCCGCAAUAGCAAAAGACGAUAAGAUUUUAACCCUGCUUGGCGGCAGGAAGGUAUCAAGGGACCGAAGUGCAGACAGCACGAGGAGUGCUAGGAGUGCAAGUAGUUCUAAAAAGGUAGUCUUUGCAGAGGAGAACAAGGAGAAGCCUGCUGCCGCGGCCGAAGGCUCUUCUCCUGGAUCCUCUAACCCGGCUCUGGUCGAAUCGAUGCGGAAUUUCGGUAAUUCUCUGAACCCCAUGAAUCGCUUCUCGGGUAUAAGCAUGAUGCGUGGCUUCGGACGCGCAGCUACAACACCUGUCACACCUACAAAGGACGGUACGGCUAGACCGACUGAUGGCGGCGACUUAGCUACGGCAUUUCCAGAUAUCGCAGCGGCACUGCCGCCGAAAGACAUCCCGAAGAUCGAUCCGCCCAAGAAGAAAUUCAUGGACCUACAGAACCCGGCGGAUCUCAGGAUCGGCGACGUCUUGGAGCUGUUGCGGGAUUAUCGUCGACUUGCCGGCGCCCUCAAGGAUAUGGACGCUUUCAAGGAAUAGAUGGGGCUGGCUUUCUGCGCUCCUUUGCUUGGGCAAUUAUACUUAGAUAACAUUUGUGUGCGGUGUCUUCGGUUCAUGGGGAUACAUCUACGGUAUAUAUUUUGCAUGGGGUUCGGAGUUUAUACACCGCGGGACCUCGUGAUUUGAACGGGAGGUUCGGCUUGAAUUGGCAUUGAUAUAGAAGGGCAGAUCUAGACGAAGACGGUCAAUGGAACUAUUUAUACCUACAUACCUACCUUCCUCGUUCUCACUUCAGUGUUCCAGUUUUCCCAGGUAUG
Annulohypoxylon truncatum is the source of this 2896-nucleotide messenger RNA. RefSeq lists its product as uncharacterized. The record is from RefSeq and is a predicted model, not a curated record. The coding region runs from base 423 to 2618 and encodes 731 amino acids. Gene Ontology annotation, biological process: vesicle-mediated transport. NCBI's taxonomy places the organism in Eukaryota, Fungi, Ascomycota, Sordariomycetes, Xylariales, Hypoxylaceae. Gene Ontology annotation, molecular function: small GTPase binding; guanyl-nucleotide exchange factor activity. Gene Ontology annotation, cellular component: endocytic vesicle; cytosol. The transcript has 4 exons.